AUGAUAAGUUAGAAAUAAUUACCCAACAUUUCAAGGACGCCUCAAGCCAGAAGUUUCCACUCAAUAGAACAUUUAUUCAACUCUUCUUAAAAAUAAUCCAAAUAAUUUCACGAUAAUUCGUUAAAAUCUCUUCAUAACAUUAGUAAUGUCUCAUUCAUUCGAAAUGAUAAAUAUGAGGUUAAACAAGAUGUAUUUAUACAGUAAAAAUUGAUUAGUAAUAUUAUGCAUCUCCAUUGUUAAGCAAAUCUUAAAUGUUCGAAGUAGAGAGACAAAGCAGACAACGAAAAAAUGAGGUGUAUUCUCAAAUGCUGAGUGAAAAUCCAUUCAAAUUUAAUAAUGAUUCUUCAGAAGACAUAGUUCCUGAAUAUCCUCGAAGUACUUACACAAAUUUAUGCAAAUAUUAGAAGUAUCUUCUAUUCAUGUGAAUUUAUUCGAUCUAAGAGAUAAGGAGAAAUUAUCAUAAUUGUUGCAUGAAACCAGCGAAUUUUCUGACAAACUGUCCUAACACAUCCAAUAAACUAAACCAGCUAAUGUUCUAAUUUAAAGAUAAGAUGUCAUAAAAUUAGCUUAAUGGAUUGAUUAUUAGAUGAAAAUAAUUGUAGUUGACUCAAAACUAAAGGAAGAAAAGCUCCUUAUUCAAUUGGAGUAAGUAUUUAAUUAGAGUCUCAAAGAAUUAGUUAGAGAAAUAUCAAUUGAUUGUGUAGAAAAAGGGUAAUUAAGUUCUUUUAAUUAGAGUUUUAUUGGAGAAGAUUUGGAAUCAAUAUGUCAAUUUUAAUAAUAUAGUCAUGUAGGCAAAUCAAUAGGAUAAAAUCAAUUAAGAAACAGAAUACUUAAAUCAAUUAAAAUAAGUAAAUACUCAUAUAUAAAUUAGGUACAUUAAACCUAUUAAAUAUCAGUUUAGGUUUAUGAGGACAAAGUUAAAUAAUUAGAAAAAUAAAUACAAUAGUAAUAAUAAAGAUAUGAAGAAAAAGUCAUGGAUUUUGAUAAUCUAAACUCAAAAUAUAAACACAUCAUUUCAAAAUUUUAAGAUUAAAAAUAAGAAAAUGAUGAACUUAAAAAUAAUUAUUUCAUUAAAAUAAAUGAAAAUGAGGAUUUAUCCAUAAAAAAUAAUGCCUUAUUGACUGAAAACCAGAAAAUACUAAAAUAACUCAACGAUAGAAUUAAUCAUAGUCUCUCAAAAUAAAAAAGAGGUCAAAAUGGCUAUGGAGAUUUUGAGGAUCAUAAAUCAACUAGUUGUUAUGAUUUAUACUCUACCAUGGAAAUCCAUGUCAAUAAAUUAACUCAAACAAAUGUAGAUAAAACUCAAUAAUAUGUACAAACUGACUAUAGAUAUUUCAAACAAGUAGGAAUUUAAUGUGACAAUUUAGAUAUGGACGAACAACCCAUAUCAACCCCUUAGCCAUUUGUAAAUAGGUAAUUUUUAUCAUUUUUGUAGAAAUAAUUCCAAUCCUCCAAAUUCAGAAUUAAGAAAAGCUAAGGAAAUCAAUUUUGCAUUAGAAGAGAGAGUGCGAAUGGAGAUUUAAAUUCAAGAUCAAUUGAGAAAAUAAAAACAAUUAAUUUAAAGAGAGGUUGAAUCUUAAUAAAUAAAAUUAACUAAUUAGGAUAAUUUAAUUAUUCAGUUACAAAAUGACAUUUAACACCUUUAAUUGUAAUUGGAAAAGUAAAACGAAAUUAAAUAAAGAGAAAUGACAGUCGUUAGUAUUGAACAACAAAAUACAGAACAAUAAAUGACUUUAGGACCUCAACAAACUACCUCUUCGAUCAAAACAAGUUACAAAAUUGAAACUUAAAGUAAAAUUCAUCAAAAUGCAUCAGAUCUAAAUAAAUUAUCACAAAGCAAGAAAUCUAAAUAAUUAAUAAAUUUAGAAGCAUCCAAGUAAUCGUAACCAUCCUAAUAACUUAAACAGACAAACUCAACUGGAUUAAGCAAACUAAGUUCAGUUGAAACAAAAGAAUCAAAAAAAUAAGUAAAAUCCUUUAAAAAUUCAUCUCAAAUAAUCCCUAGAAGAUAAUCAUAAAAUUCACUUCAUGUCAGUAACUCCUAAGAAUUAGAUAAGAAUUAAGUUAAUGAGGAUCCUUUAAGCAAACUUGUUAAUGAUUUCAUGAUUGAUACAAAAACUAAUUUUAAUUAAAGAGGAAGCAUUGUUUAACAAAGAAGACUGACACAAUAACAGAAUUAUAUUAUGAUUUAAUAGGACAAGUUACGUAAAGAUUUAUUAUUAUCAUUAGAAUAGAAAUAAUAAAAAUUGAAAAGGGAAAACAUUUAUGUUGAUGUCGCUUUAGCAUUUAUAAGCUAAUUGUAACAAGAUUUUAAAUAAAAUCCAGAGUAAAUAGAAAAUACAACAACAUUAUAAAAUAUAUUAAAAUAAGUCUCUUUUUUCUAUAAGGAAAGGUUGGAGUAUAAGUACCCAUUAUAUGCUAUUUGUUAUGAAUAUUUUAUGAAUCAAUAUGGAUUAAAGAAUGUUGCUGAGUAAAAAAUGACUUAAUUUUGUUAAAGCCUAAUGUUUUACCAAUAAAAUACUAGAAUUAGAUUAUUCUCUCGAUUUCUACAACUAUAUGAAGGGAUUUCAAAUGAUGAUCUAGAUUUCUAUAUAUAAUCUUUAUCAACACUAGAUGAACAUUCUAAUCCGUUGAAUCUAUUGUACUGCAAUUAAACCAAUGAAAACAUAUAUGUUAAGCAAUCGAAAAUUAUAAAAUAAUUAAUGAUGUUAAAUGAAAAAGGAUAAGAGAUUAUAGAGUAACUCACUUAAUAUCAUAAAAUAAUAAAAGGUGAAAUAUAUGUUGAUUUAGAUCAAUAUUAUUAAUUCUGCCUCGAGCAAUUUCAAUAUAUAAGAAAAAUAUAGAAAGACAACUUCAAUGAACUAUUUUUAGCAAUAGAUGUUGAUGAUAAUCAGAUUAUUAGUAUUGAAGAAUUUGAGAUAUUAUUUAAUUUGAUUGAAGAGAACUAAAAUUUAUUACAAUAUAAAAAAUUAUUUUUGAAAGAGAUGCAAAAUAAUGACGGAUUAAACUUUUAUUAAUUUGGAAUGUUUUGCAUGCAUUAUAAUUUGUUUACAAAAUAAAGAUAGGAUAAUUUCUUUUUUUCAAAUCAAGAUAGCUUAAAUGCUAUAUACAAUAAUUGGGGAAGUUAAAGAACUAUUAUUACUAGUCGAUUGAAAUAGUCUAAUUGUUUUAAUUAUUAUUAUCAGAAUUUAAUUAGGAAAUUAGAUAAUGUAAUAUUAUAAAUUGAAUAUUAUUAGGCCUUGAAAAAUAAUUUGAGCUAUACUUGGAAUUUAUGGAAAAUCCUAGAGGAAUAGUCCAAAAAAGUAUUUUUGGAUACCAUAAUUUUGAGUAUUGUUGGAAAUAAUAUAAAUAGUAUAACUGAAAAAUAUGAAUAUUUAUUCUCAAAAGAUUGA
Messenger RNA from Paramecium octaurelia, 3392 nucleotides. NCBI's taxonomy places the organism in Eukaryota, Ciliophora, Oligohymenophorea, Peniculida, Parameciidae. The record is from the annotation of a GenBank genome assembly.